This is a messenger RNA of Cylicostephanus goldi, 324 nucleotides long. Lineage: Eukaryota; Metazoa; Nematoda; Chromadorea; Rhabditida; Strongylidae. The record is from the annotation of a GenBank genome assembly.
AUGAUAGUUUUGGAGGCAGAAGAUAUUGGCAUCACAUCUGCAAAAAAGUUCAGUUCGAUUAACGAUAUCCAAUUCGAUCCGCGUGCAUAUCUCGAGUCCUUCUACAAGGAACCUUCUGAAGAUACUGCAAUGCAAAUAGUGUUAUUCUUCCUACCAGGCAUCCUCUACAGACUACCUCGCAAUAUAAGGACGGUUUUAGACCUUGGAGCAGGACCAACUGUCUACCUCCCAAUAGCCUUACGAAACCAAGCUCAGGAAUUGUACACAUCGGAUUAUGCUCCAGCUAAUAGAGAAUUUCUGAAAAAAUGGAUAGAUGACGAGUAA